UUGAGAGUGAAGCCAUAAAACUUCAAAAAGGAACAAGACAAAACCUUUCACCCAAAAAUAAUCAAAUCAUAAACUCGCGGACACACUCGAUUUCAUCAGAUGGGUAUUCUCUAUGCUUCAAUCACUGUGAAAAAUCCCAUCUUGGAAGCUCGUAUUCUGCUUCAAUGGCGGUGAUGAUGCUUAUGCGACAUUUGGGGGAGAAGAGAGAAGCUUUCUACUUUGUUUACGAAAUGGCGUCUUUCUUACUAUCAGCUGGGAUAGGAUCGUGUAGCCUUAACAAUGGCAUCACUGGAACAUGGAAAUUUCCUUCUGCCAUUUUUACAACUGGUAAGAACAAGACCAAACCUGGAUCUGAGAAACUGAUGGUUACAAGAAAACAUAUAUUGGGGGAUUUGGUUACAAGUGCGUUGCAAAGUUAUCGUUUGAGUAAGAUUUGUGCUUCAAAAACUUCUAUCGAGCUGAAGGAACCGGUAUCUACUAGAAGUGCUAAGGUCGAUGACUUAAAGAAGGCAACAUCCUAUUUGUUCAGGACGAAAUCUGGCGCUCUUGUUAAAGUGAAAGUUGAAAAGAAGAGAGAAAAGUACAGUAUUAUGGUGUUUGUCUCAUCGCUGGAGCUCAGUGGCGAUGACAAGAGUAGACUGGUGAUGGUUUGGGGUGUAUACAGGUCUGAUUCUUCGUCUUUCUUGCCUCUGGAUUUCGAAAACUCUUCUCAAGAUUCACAAACCCACACAACAGAAACUCCGUUUGUGAAAAGCUCCUUGUCCGAGUGGAUGCUAGGGCUAGAGUUUGAUGGCAAAGAAUCUCCUUUCUAUCUAUCGUUUCGGCUCAAGUUAGUGUCAGGAAAUGAUCCGAACGGUCUAGAAAUGCCGACCCACAGGGACGCAAACUUCUGUGUCCCGGUUGGUUUUACUGCUGGUCGUCCAUUGCCAUUAGGCCUUUCUUCUGGGACAGAUGAUGACUCGUGGAAUUUCGCAUUCUUUUCAAGGAACUCAAAGAGCGUGGUUUUAUGCUUGCAUGAUGAUAGCACAGCCGACAAACCUGCGUUAGAGCUUGAUCUCGAUCCUUAUGUCAACCGAACAGGUGAUGUUUGGCAUGCCUCGAUUGAGAAGACAUGGGAUUUUGUGAGAUAUGGGUACCGUUGCAAGGAAAGUGUUCACCCUGAAGAAGUCGACUUUGAAGCAGAGAAAAUUGUUUUGGAUCCGUAUGCCACAGUUAUUGGGAGAUCCGUCUCUCAGAAGUUUCUCGGAAGUUUAUUCAGAAACCCUUCUUUUGAUUGGGGAAAAGAUGUCUCUCCGAACAUACCACUGGAGAAACUCAUUGUUUACCGGUUGAAUGUAAAUGGUUUCACACAACACAAAUCCAGCAAGUUGCCUACUAACGUAGCAGGGACUUUUUCUGGUGUAGCUGAGAAAGUGAACCAUUUGCAAACCCUUGGAACUAACGCUGUUCUCUUGGAGCCAAUAUUUUCGUUCUCCGAGCAAGAAGGUCCUUACUUUCCAUUUCAUUUGUUUUCACCGAUGGACUUGUAUGGACCUUCCAAUGGACAUGAAUCCGCAGUUAACUCAAUGAAAGAGAUGGUAAAGAAACUGCACAGUCAUGGGAUUGAGGUACUUUUGGAAGUAGUUUUUACACAUACCGCUGAGUCUGGAGCUCUUCGCGGGAUUGAUGACAGUUCCUAUUACUACAAGGGAAGGGCUAAUGAUUUGGAUUAUAAAAGUUACUUGAACUGUAACUACCCUGUCGUUCAGCAGUUGGUUUUGGAGAGCCUGCGUUAUUGGGUAACUGAGUUUCAUGUAGACGGGUUUUGUUUCAUCAAUGCUUCGUCUCUCUUGAGAGGCGUUCACGGUGAACACCUUUCUCGUCCUCCUUUAGUUGAAGCAAUAGCUUUUGAUCCGCUGCUCGCGGAAACAAAACUAAUCGCUGAUUGCUGGGAUCCCCAUGACACGAUGAUGCCGAAGGAAGUACGGUUCCCGCAUUGGAAGCGAUGGGCGGAACUCAAUACAAGAUAUUGCCGAAAUGUAAGGAACUUUGUGAGGGGAAGAGGCGUUCUUAGCGAUCUGGCUACAAGGAUUUGUGGAAGUGGUGACAUAUUCACCGAUGGAAGGGGACCGGCUUUCUCCUUCAACUACAUUUGCAGAAACUCAGGACUCUCCCUUGUUGACUUGGUCAGUUUCAGUGGCCCUGAGCUAGCUUCAGAGCUAAGUUGGAACUGUGGGGAAGAAGGUGCGACAAAUAAAUCAGCUGUUCUUCAGAGAAGGCUAAAACAAAUCCGCAACUUCUUGUUUAUACAGUACAUUUCACUCGGAAUCCCAGUGCUCAACAUGGGAGAUGAAUGUGGAAUCUCUGCGAAGGGCUCGCCUUUGUUAAAAUCACGUAAGCCCUUUGAUUGGAACAUGUUGGCUUCAGCUUUCGGUACGCAGAUCACGCAGUUCAUCUCCUUCAUGACUUCCGUUAGAGCAAGGAGAAGCGAUGUGUUUCAAAGGAGAAACUUUUUGAAACCUGAGAACAUUGCUUGGUAUGCAAAUGACCAGACAACUCCGAAUUGGGAAGACCCUGCUUCAAAAUUCUUGGCAUUGGGGAUCAAAGCAGAGUCAGAGGAAGAAGAAACAGCGUCAUUGGUUGAGCCAACCAAGCCAAAGAACAAUGAUCUGUUCAUUGGGUUCAAUGCAAGUGAUCAUUCUGAGAAUGUAAUCUUGCCUUCGCUUCCCGUCGGAAGCAAAUGGAGGCGAUUGGUCGACACAGCUCUUCCUUUCCCGGGGUUUUUCUCUGUCGAGGGAGAGACCGUUGCAGCAGAAGAAGAGAUGCAGCAGCUGGUAUUGUAUGAGAUGAAGCCGUACAGUUGUACCCUUUUUGAAACCAUCAAAACGUGGCCUGAAAAAAUGAACAAAAUGAAUAACGGUUGCUGCUCAGAAUGUCGGAUUGAAUCAAAGAAGACGAAGAAAUCGAAGAAACUCAAAGAGGAGCCUGAUGAAGAGGAUGUGAAACAAAAACAGAAAGUUACAGAGGAGGCUCCGAAAACAGAUUCCAGUGAGGAAAAAGGAUCUCAGGGGACUUCAGAUGAGAAGAAGAAGAAGAAGAAUAAGAACAUCGUCACAUGGCAACACGAAAGUACAAAAAAAGACAAGGGUCACGGUAAAAACUUGUCAACAGAGCAAAACGGCGUUAACCGGCCUUCCUUCAGCGCCAAGUCAAUGAUGUACAAUGGUGGGCCCAAUCCUUCAAACCGGUGGUCCAUGUCCGCAGCCCCGGGAGGCUAUUAUCCGCCAUUUUCUAGGGCACCAAUGUAUGGUGGUGGUCGUGCUCCAUUUCAACCAUACCAAUCCAUGAAUCCAGCCACAAUGUGUGGACCGUUUGGUGGUGGUCGUGCUCCGUUUCAACCAUACCCGCCAAUGACUCCAGGCGCAAUGUAUGGACCGUUUGGUGGUGGUCGUGGUCCAUUUCAACCAUACCCGCCAAUGACUCCGGCCCCAAUGUAUAAUGGAGCUCACAUUUCACCAUAUCCGCCGAUGGCUGCACCAGUUUUCCCUCCCUAUGAAUGGCAAUCCAGACAGCUCAGGGAUGCUAAUCCUAUGACGCGUUACACUACCUACCUAGACAAUUACUCUUAUCUGACUUUGUCUUGA
Thlaspi arvense is the source of this 3623-nucleotide messenger RNA. The record is from the annotation of a GenBank genome assembly. Lineage: Eukaryota; Viridiplantae; Streptophyta; Magnoliopsida; Brassicales; Brassicaceae.